Messenger RNA from Cladocopium goreaui, 435 nucleotides. The record is from the annotation of a GenBank genome assembly. NCBI's taxonomy places the organism in Eukaryota, Dinophyceae, Suessiales, Symbiodiniaceae.
AUGCCUGAAGAUACUGAGACGGAGGAAGCAAACAUCAAACCUUGGAGUCUUCAGGCAGUGAAAGGUGCUGGGUAUACAGUCUCGAAAAACACAGGAGAUUUCAAUUCCGAGUUUUCUGAACUUUUUCAAAAUGAUCCGGAUCCAAAAGCUUCAAGCGAACUCCCAACCCCUGAAGCUGACAAAGUUUGUGAACCGGAAGCUUUGGCUUCACUGGUGGUGGUGACGAGAUAUGCCUGCCCCUGCUGCAAUACUUGCUUUGCCAAGUGGUCCGCAUGUCAAAAUCACAUUUUCAGCACGCCAAAGUGUCACAAGGAAGUGGUGAAUGACCCUGCGGAUGUUACAGACCUUCAGGCCCAGUGCAAGGGAAGGGCCGAGGAAUUGCCACCGAGUGGCCUGAAUGCUUCUGAUGUCGAUGCCACCGGACGUUUGCAGUAA